Nezara viridula (southern green stink bug) is the source of this 790-nucleotide messenger RNA. NCBI's taxonomy places the organism in Eukaryota, Metazoa, Arthropoda, Insecta, Hemiptera, Pentatomidae. The record is from the annotation of a GenBank genome assembly.
CCGACAUCAGCAAGAAGAUGAUCAAACAGGGGCAUAUUAUUGUAUCUAUAUUCAUCGUGACAGGAAGUUUAGGUUUGGAACAAAAUGAAAAACAUCCGUUAAGAACCGAAAUCAUAACCAAGGAAGAAGAGGUACCUAUCCCCUUUAAAGUCGAGAAGCACAUUCCAGUACCAGUGGAAGUACCAGUCGAAAGACCGGUUCCUUUUCACGUACCAAAGCCUUAUGCAGUCCACAUCGAAACUAAAGUACCUGUUCCGAUAAAAAUCGAAGUACCGCAUCCGUACCCAGUCUAUAAGGAAGUCAAUGUACCAUUCGAGGUGAAAGUUGAGAAGCCGGUGCCAUAUCACGUAACCAAACCGGUUCCAGUGUACGUCGAGAAGAAGGUACCUUAUCCAGUUGAGAAGGAAGUGCCGUACCCGGUAAAACAAGUGGUUGAAAUCCCUAGGCCAUACAACGUACCCUAUGUCGUUGAAAAGAAGAUUCCCUAUGUGGUCGAAAAGAAAGUACCAGUGAAAGUCGAAGUACCUGUUGAGAAGCCUUAUCCAGUGGAAGUUACCAAGCCGUACCCUGUACAGUCGAGAAGAAAGUACCGUACAUCGUGGAAAAGAGAGUGCCAUAUGAAGUGAAAGUACCCGAAUUUAUAAAAGUUCCUGUACCCGUUUAUGAGCAUUCCGCUGGAGAUAACUCAAAGCCUUCUGAGGAGGGACGAAUCGGUGUUGAACAGUCUUCUCACACGUGAUUACUGAUGUUCAAUUCAAUUUUUUUUAUUAAUGUUUAUAAUUGUUAAUUU